UUCAAACAGAAUUUUAGCUGACGGUGUGAAGAGUGAUAAUAAAUCGACUAAGAUAGAAAAAUUGAUUGUUGUUAAAAAUUUAUAAAUCUUUAUAAUUCUUCGCAACAGAAGUUUUUAAAGUUGAAUAUUGUGCUCCGGGUUUUCUUAGAGUUCAAUAGUAUCUUAUUUCGAUAACUUUAAAGUUAAUUUAUUUAAUAGCGAAUUCAGAAUGAAGCUCCAAUUAUUCUUAUUAUCUGCUCUCUUGGUGGCGAGUGCCUUUGCACUUCCACUCCCCGAUGAGGAAGUCGCAGCCGCAAAACCAGCUGAAGAGAAAGUUGAAGCAGCACAACCCGCCGAAGCCGCAAAACCAGAAGAACCCGCAGCCGAAGCUAAGUCAAACUCCGAAGCACCAGCUGAAGCGAGUGCGGUUCCAGCUGAAGCUCCUGCGGAAGAAGUAAAGGCUGACGCUCCUGAAGAAAAGAAAGAGGAACCCAAACCCGAAGAGCAAAAAGCCGAAUUGAAAGCCGCCGAUGAAAAACCCGCUGAAGCCCAACCAAAAGAAGCUGAAGCUAAAUCUGUCUCCGAUGAAAAACUAGCUGAAGAGAAACCAGAAGAAAACAAAAUUGAAGACAAACCAGAAGAAGCUAAAGAGAAGAAGGAAGAGAAACCUGAGGAAGCUGUAAGACAAACUCGUGACACUGAAGAUGCCAAGGCUGCCGAAGCUAAACCUGAACCUGCUGAAAUCAAAGCAGAAGAGCCAAAACCAGCUGCUGCUGCUGCCGAACAAGCUGCUCCUGCUGAAUCAACUCCAGCCCCAGCUGCCGCUGAAAGCAAAUCCGAACCAGAACCAGAAAAGAAAGCUGAAGCUCUGAAGGUUGAAGCCAAGGCUGAGGAAGCAACUACAGCUGCUGCAGCACCAGCUGAGAAGAAACUAGAAGAAAGUGCUCCAGCUGCUGAACAAAAGCCCGAGGAGAAAACCGAAGAACCAAAAAAAGCUGAGGAGCCAAAAGAAUCAAACGAAAGCGAGAAGAAACCAGCCGCUCCUGAAGCCCCAGCCGCCGAGAAGAAGGAAGAGGCAUCUGCAUCAGGCGAAAAGAAGAGCGAUAGUGAAUCCAAAGAAAGCGAGGAAUCAAAGGAAUCGAAAGAAGAGAAGAACUAAGAGUUAAGAGUAAUCUAAACUACUUCUAAAAAUUUGCGAUAUUAAUUUUAAUUUUUAGUAAUUCUUUUUCCGUUAAGACCAGAUCGACCUUAUCUCCACCUUAGUGAUCACUUUAUAAUUGAAUCCUAACGCACAGUUAGAAAUAUGUACACGACGAACAGUGCAUACAAUCAAUAAAACACCCAAAACACACACCUGAAACACACAUACACACCACUCCCGGAAAAUUGAAAGAAAAUUAAGCCUUUCACCGCAGCACUCUACACCCUCUCUACAAACUAAAAUUUAGAUCCUUGAAACGAGAGAGUGCGUCUGUUAAAAUACAUAGUCAGGAGCUGGACUUAGGGAUUGCUAUCAUAAUUUUUACUAUGAUAGACUUAUUUAAUUACAUAAUUCGUAAUCAUAUUAGUUUCCUACUCUCAAUUAUUCAAGGCAUUUCAAACAAAAUCAGAUAAUUGAUAAUAGAAAACUAAUGCAACUAAAACAACAGAAAACUGGCGUCUCACACAUCCACUUCUUUGCCUGUCAUCCAAGAUGUAAUCGUUAAAACAUCGAAUCUAUUUUAACAUUUAUAUCUUAUCGAAUAUUUAGCUGACAGCAGAGAAUUUGUGAUUGUAGCUCGGAAAUUUCUCUCUUCUUUUCGCAAAUAGUAGAAAUUUACACACUUUCGCACAUUAAUAGAACCAUGCAUGCACAAACGAAUAAUUAAUUGUGUAAAAAUCUCUAGAUAUUACUCAAAAGGAAAAUUGUUCUAAAGUAAGUUUAUAUCUUAUCAUAUAGACUGAAAUAUUGAAGAUGAAGACGAAAAAAAAAAACAUUUUUUGUAAGUUAUUUGAAUAACAUCAUCCUUCACGCGAAAACACCGUCAUCCUGAAACAACGAAGAUAACUGAUGACCAGCAAUAACAAAAUUAUUUGUAUUUACAGAUAGAUGUUAUCUCUAGAGUAUUAUUGAUUAUGUAGAAAUUAAUGGUUUCAAA
This is a messenger RNA of Hermetia illucens (black soldier fly), 2117 nucleotides long. RefSeq names its product enolase-phosphatase E1 (gene bnb). The transcript is spliced from 2 exons. The record is from RefSeq and is a predicted model, not a curated record. NCBI's taxonomy places the organism in Eukaryota, Metazoa, Arthropoda, Insecta, Diptera, Stratiomyidae. The coding region runs from base 209 to 1138 and encodes 309 amino acids.